AUGUUUCAAGGUUUUAGUCUGUGUUUCUGCUUGGCAUUACUUUGCCUCGGACGGUGUGUAUGCAGCACGUGUCCGUUUCAAUGUAGCUGUUUCUUUCACACUCUAUCGGACGGAUCCAAAGCAAGGAGUGUCCUUUGCAAUGACCCAGAGAUCACUCUGGUCCCACCCAACUUUCCUGCAGACACCUCAAAACUGCGGAUCGAGAAGACUGCCAUCACAAGGAUCUCCAGCGAAACCUUUCACUACCUCAACAGUCUGGAAUUUCUCUGGAUGUCUUUCAAUUCUCUGAACUCUUUGAAUGUAGACAGCUUCCGUGGCCUGGGAAGUCUGGAUGAGCUGAGACUGGAAGGGAACGCUCUCACCUCGUUCCCCUGGGAAUCUCUCACUGAUAUGCCCGACCUGAGGCUACUGGACCUGCAUAAUAAUAAGAUAUCGUCGAUCCCGGCCGAGGCGACCAUUUAUAUCAAGAACCUGACCUACCUGGACUUAUCUAGCAACAGCCUAGCCACGGUUCCUCCUGAGGUUCUCUUUACGUGGUUAUCUGUGAAAGCAUCUCAAGGAGAUGGGGAAAGUUCCAAAUAUAUUCUAGGUCUCCACGACAACCCGUGGCUGUGCGACUGCCGGCUCUAUGACGUGGUCCAGUUCCAGAAGUCUCCAUCGUCAUCCGUGAUUCUGAUCGACACCAGGCUGCGCUGCGCGGACCCUGAGAGCCUGUCGGGGGUGCUGUUCAGCGAGACGGCGCUCCAGAAGUGCCAGGAGCCCCGUGUCCACACGGCUGUGGCCCGGGUCAGGAGCUCCCUGGGGAACAACGUCCUGCUGCGCUGUGGGACCAUCGGAGUCCCAGUACCAGAGCUGUCCUGGACCCGGGCAGACGGUAAACAGAUGAACGGCACUGUUCAGGAGGAAGUUUCAAAGGAGGGAAUCAUUUGGUCAAUCCUGAGUGUGCGUGCCGUCUCUUACAGGGACUCUGGGAAAUACAUCUGCAAAGCGACCAACUUCGUGGGUACUGCAGAUGCCAUCAUCUCCCUAGUUAUCACAGACUCCUUUAAACAUGAGGAACAAGGUGGCAGCUCCAAAACUAGAAAACAAAGGGUACGGAAAACCGGUGGGUUUGGGAAAGCUGCCUACCAGGAUAAACUUGUUGCAAAAUACAUACCUCCACCAACCACACCCAGCAUUGAACCACUAGGACCGGGCGGUUUUACAGGAAAGUAUGAUAUCGAGAGCUACGAUAUCUCAAACAGCGUGGCUGACGGAGAGAUGCCCGGUCCUCCCAUCACGGAGACGGCGAUGCAGGAAGUGGAGAAGGUGGAGGUCCUUAGCAACCUGGCAGCCAACGCCUCUUCUUUACAGGCGCCGGCACCGCCGGAGAAACGGGUGGUGCGUUCGGUGAAGAUAAUCGGCGACACCGACCACACCGUCUCCCUGAACUGGCGGGCCCCGGCGGCCAAGAACACCACCGAGUUCAGCGUCCUGUACGCCGUGUUCGGCGAGAGGGACAUGCGGAGGAUCAACGUUGCUGCGGGAAAGAACCGUAUCACCAUCGACGGCCUUGUGCCAAGGACAAAGUACAUCGCCUGCGUCUGCGUCAAAGGCCUGAUCCCUAAAAAAGAGCAGUGUGUAAUCUUUUCAACGGACGAGGCGGCCAGCGCAAGCGGCACCCAGAAGCUCAUUAACGUGGUGGUGAUCACCGUGGCCUGCGUGAUCGCUGUCCCCCUGACACUGAUCGUCUGCUGCGGGGCGCUCAAGAAGCGCUGUAAAAAGCUACUGGGGAGGAAAUCCAAAGAUAUCCAAGAAUCAUAUGUGACAUUCGAGACCCUCUCCCCGGGACAGAAGCCUAGGGGGAUGGAGGGGGAGUACCUUGCCAAGCAACAGCCAGACGAGUCCAACAGACUGCUCUCUGCUAGGUCCAGUGUGGACUCCGAGGCCAUUUGUAGGCCUGAGGGACCGCCUAACGAGUACUUUUGUUGAUACUAAAUGAUGGCCUCAAGCCUUUAGAGGACAGAGAAAGUCUGUCCUUUCCAUGCGGAACUUAAAUAUUUGUUCUUAAGGUUUUGUAUGAUUUCAGCCAGUAGUUGACAGUAGCAUGAACAGAAACAAAAGGCUAGUUGCAUUGACACUCUUGCCUUUGGAAAAAAACAUGUGUGGUGAAUAUGUGAGUUAGAUAAAUAAGUGUUGA
This is a messenger RNA of Salvelinus namaycush (lake trout), 2179 nucleotides long. Its product is annotated as leucine-rich repeat, immunoglobulin-like domain and transmembrane domain-containing protein 1. The transcript is spliced from 4 exons. Bases 1 to 1971 code for a protein of 656 amino acids. Gene Ontology annotation, cellular component: endoplasmic reticulum membrane. Gene Ontology annotation, molecular function: protein binding. The record is from RefSeq and is a predicted model, not a curated record. Lineage: Eukaryota; Metazoa; Chordata; Actinopteri; Salmoniformes; Salmonidae.